This is a messenger RNA of Babesia ovata, 870 nucleotides long. RefSeq names its product tRNA methyltransferase complex GCD14 subunit. The transcript has 6 exons. Gene Ontology annotation, biological process: tRNA methylation. The record is from RefSeq and is a predicted model, not a curated record. Gene Ontology annotation, cellular component: tRNA (m1A) methyltransferase complex; nucleus. NCBI's taxonomy places the organism in Eukaryota, Apicomplexa, Aconoidasida, Piroplasmida, Babesiidae. The coding region runs from base 1 to 870 and encodes 289 amino acids.
AUGGAGAUCGCCCCCGGUGACCCUGCCAUACUCUACACGGGUCCUGAAGGGCUUCUUCUGUGCCAAAUUCCUGAAAAGCAGGGAAUCAUUGGUAACAAGCAGCAAGCGGCCAACGCAGGGGACAAGCGCCUCUUGCACCGAAAGGGAGAUAUUUUUGACCUCUGUAAGGUUAUAGGUCGACAAUAUGGCCAGAAGUUCUUCUGGGACUCGGUUGCUGAUCGCUGGUCGGUGUUACUCCAGCCCACCGGAGAGUUGAUUACUCGGACCGUUACUCACCGCACCCAGAUAUUGUACCGAGCUGACAUAUCGUUGGCUGUGAUGCUUCUGGACCUUUACCCAGGAAAGCGCGUGGUUGAAUGCGGGACGGGUUCAGGUUCCCUAAGCUACACGUUAGCUACGACAGUAGCGCCUACGGGUCACGUGUUCACCUUCGACUUUCAUAACCAGCGGAGGCAAUUUGCAGAAGAAUUUUUCAGAAACUGUAAGCUGACGGAAUACAUAAGCGCGUACGAUCGUGAUGCGUACGCUCCUGGCGCAUUCCUUGUGGAGGGUGCUGUCUGGGAAUCAUCCAUAGACUCGCUGUUUUUCGAUUUACCAUCGCCAUGGGACGCUCUCGAUAACGCAAAGGCCGUCCUUAAGAACUUCGGCAAACUAGUGACCUUUUCACCAACUGUGGAGCAAUCUCAGCGCAUUUCUAAGGCUAUGUCCGAAUCAGGCUUCAUUGGUGGGUACCAUACUUGCAUGCCGUCAUUACGAUCAGAAAUAAAGACGUUUGAAGUCCUGUGCAAGCCUUGGGGCAUCGGUUUCGACGAUGCGGGCAACUUUUCCUGUUACCAGCUGGCGCAGGAGCGAGACGACUAUGCUGUUUAA